Aspergillus wentii DTO 134E9 is the source of this 3029-nucleotide messenger RNA. RefSeq names its product chitin synthase class III (gene chsG). The transcript is spliced from 6 exons. Gene Ontology annotation, molecular function: chitin synthase activity. The coding region runs from base 243 to 3011 and encodes 922 amino acids. The record is from RefSeq and is a predicted model, not a curated record. Gene Ontology annotation, cellular component: cell septum; cell periphery. Lineage: Eukaryota; Fungi; Ascomycota; Eurotiomycetes; Eurotiales; Aspergillaceae.
UUCCAAUUAUCCCUUCGCUUGUUCCGUUAGCCCUUGGAUUCGCGGUUGUCUCGAUUCAUCAUAUCGUUGCGUCUGACCUUCCCGAUCGGUGGACACAUUGCUCCUUGUUUCCCUGAUACCCCUUCCCGUUUGUCCUUGCAUUUGGCUGCAGUCUCUUGCUGUUCCUAUCCUGCUCUUGUUCUCUCUAUCUUGAGCUUGCAAGUUUCGUUCGCGUUUCAAACAUCUAAUAAUCCCCUUACACCAUGGCCUACCAAGGCUCGGGCCCGCAGUCGCCCGGCUUCGAGGAGGGCCACCGGCUUCAUGACAUGCCUAAUGCCAGCGCCAACUAUGGACGCGAAGAAGAAGAGGUUCAAGCAGGAUUGCUCUCUCACCACACAGGACCCUUCGGUGGACCUUUUGAUGACCCCAACUCUCGUGGUCUUUCCCCCCAGCGACCAGCCUCCGGAUACAGUUUGACGGAAACCUAUGCCCCUGAUGCGGCAUACCAUGAUCCCUACAGUGCCUCCGGAUCGGUCUAUUCGGGCCAAUCGGGGGAAAAUCCCGCAGCUGCAUUUGGCGUUCCCGGUCGAGUGGCUUCUCCCUAUGCUCGAAGUGAGACUUCGUCAACUGAGGCGUGGCGCCAGCGACAGGCUCCCGGCGGCGCCGCAGGCGGAGGAGGUGGAGGAAUGGGCGGCGGUGGAAAUCUCCGACGUUAUGCUACCAGAAAGGUCAAGCUGGUUCAGGGUUCGGUUCUGAGUGUCGAUUACCCGGUUCCCAGUGCUAUCCAGAACGCCAUCCAGGCCAAGUACAGAAAUGAUCUCGAGGGUGGAAGCGAAGAAUUUACCCACAUGCGGUAUACCGCUGCUACUUGUGAUCCGAACGAAUUUACCCUCCACAAUGGUUACAACCUGCGUCCCGCUAUGUACAACAGACACACCGAGCUUCUUAUCGCGAUCACCUACUAUAACGAAGACAAGACGCUUACAGCCCGUACUUUGCACGGUGCCAUGCAAAAUAUCCGCGAUAUCGUAAACAUCAAGAAAUCCGAGUUCUGGAACAAGGGUGGUCCCGCGUGGCAGAAGAUUGUGGUGUGCUUGGUUUUCGAUGGUAUCGAUCCUUGUGACAAGGAUGUUCUGGACGUUCUUGCUACAAUUGGUGUUUACCAGGAUGGUGUCAUGAAGCGUGAUGUCGAUGGAAAGGAGACUGUGGCUCACAUCUUCGAAUACACGACUCAAUUGUCUGUGACUCCCAACCAGCAGCUCAUCCGACCUACCGACGAUGGCCCCAGCACACUUCCUCCCGUCCAGAUGAUGUUCUGCUUGAAGCAGAAGAACAGCAAGAAGAUCAACUCUCACAGAUGGCUUUUCAACGCGUUUGGCCGCAUUCUGAACCCUGAAGUUUGUAUCCUUCUUGAUGCUGGUACCAAACCAGGCCACAAAUCGCUUUUGGCUCUGUGGGAGGCUUUCUACAACGACAAGGAUCUUGGAGGUGCAUGUGGUGAAAUUCACGCCAUGUUGGGUAAGGGUUGGAGAAAUCUGAUUAACCCUUUGGUCGCUGCCCAGAACUUCGAGUACAAGAUCAGUAACAUCCUGGAUAAACCGCUCGAGAGUUCAUUUGGAUAUGUCAGUGUGUUGCCUGGUGCUUUCUCCGCCUACCGAUUCCGCGCGAUCAUGGGUCGACCUCUCGAGCAAUAUUUCCACGGUGACCACACCCUUUCGAAACAGCUCGGUAAGAAGGGUAUUGAGGGCAUGAACAUUUUCAAGAAGAACAUGUUCUUGGCCGAAGAUCGUAUUUUGUGUUUCGAAUUGGUGGCCAAGGCUGGUUCCAAAUGGCACCUUUCGUACGUCAAGGCCUCCAAGGGUGAAACUGACGUGCCUGAGGGUGCUCCCGAAUUCAUCUCUCAGCGUCGUCGUUGGUUGAACGGUUCGUUCGCUGCCGGUAUCUAUUCUCUCAUGCACUUUGGUCGUAUGUACAAGAGUGGGCAUAACAUUAUUCGCAUGUUCUUUUUGCACAUUCAAAUGCUGUACAACAUUUUCAACACGUUCCUCACUUGGUUUUCCUUAGCAUCCUACUGGCUUACCACUUCCGUCAUCAUGGACCUAGUCGGUACCCCCAGUAAGAACAAUGACUUUACUGGUUUCCCAUUCGGAGUGACGGCUACCCCGAUUGUGAAUACUAUUGUCAAAUAUGCAUACCUCGGAUUUUUGCUGCUUCAGUUCAUCCUUGCGCUCGGUAACCGUCCCAAGGGAUCAAAGUUUUCGUACCUUGUCUCUUUCGUGGUUUUUGGUGUCAUCCAGCUGUACGUCGUGGUGGAUGCUCUUUACUUGGUUGUACGCGCCUUCAGUGGUUCCGCUCCCAUGGACUUCAAUACCAGUGACGGUGUUGGCCCAUUCCUUGCCUCUUUCUUCGGGUCUACUGGUGCUGGUAUCAUUAUUAUCGCCCUUGCUGCCACUUUCGGUCUCUACUUCGUCGCUUCCUUCAUGUACUUGGACCCAUGGCACAUGUUCACCUCGUUCCCCGCCUACAUGGGUGUGCAGUCGUCCUACAUCAACAUUCUCAACGUCUAUGCAUUUAGCAACUGGCACGAUGUGUCGUGGGGUACCAAAGGAUCUGACAAGGCAGAUGCCCUGCCAUCUGCCAAGACCACCAAGGAUAGCGGCAAGGAUGCGGUCAUUGAGGAAAUUGACAAGCCUCAGGCUGAUAUCGACAGUCAGUUUGAAGCAACCGUCAAGCGUGCCCUGACCCCAUACGUCCCACCUGUGGAGGUGGAGGAAAAGAGCUUGGAUGACUCGUACAAGAGUUUCCGAACCCGUCUCGUCACCCUCUGGAUCUUCAGUAAUGGUCUCAUGGCUGUGUGCAUCACCAGCGAUGGUGUAGACAAGUUUGGAUUUACCAAUUCUGCUACCGAACGAACCUCCCGAUUCUUCCAGGCCCUGUUGUGGUCCAACGCCGUUGUUGCCCUCUUCCGUUUCAUCGGAGCGACAUGGUUCCUGGGUAAGACUGGUGUUAUGUGCUGCUUUGCCCGCCGGUAGAAAAUGCCGGUGUGGUGU